Messenger RNA from Cinclus cinclus, 2172 nucleotides. It is a transcript of the gene RPGR, whose product is annotated as retinitis pigmentosa GTPase regulator. NCBI's taxonomy places the organism in Eukaryota, Metazoa, Chordata, Aves, Passeriformes, Cinclidae. Gene Ontology annotation, biological process: ubiquitin-dependent protein catabolic process; visual perception; protein ubiquitination. The record is from RefSeq and is a predicted model, not a curated record. The coding region runs from base 1 to 2172 and encodes 723 amino acids. The transcript is spliced from 17 exons. Gene Ontology annotation, cellular component: photoreceptor outer segment. Gene Ontology annotation, molecular function: ubiquitin protein ligase activity.
AUGGCCGCGCCCGCCGCGGGGACCGAGCUGCCCGUGCCCGAAUCAGGUGCUGUUUUCACAUUUGGGAAAAGCAAAUUUGCAGAAGAUAUUCCUAGCAAGUUCUGGUUCAAAAAUGACAAGCCUGUACUUAUAUCAUGUGGAGAUGAACAUACAGCUAUUAUUACAGGAAAAGGUAAACUAUAUAUGUUCGGCAGUAAUGACUGGGGCCAGUUAGGACUAGGAUCAAAGAACACUGUCAGCAAACCAACGUGUGUUAAAGCUUUAAAACCAGAAAAAACAAAACUUGCUGUUUGUGGAAGAAACCACACUUUAGUUUACACAGAAAAAGGAAAUGUCUAUGCUGCUGGAGGAAACAGUGAAGGCCAGUUGGGAUUAGGUGACACAGAGGAAAGGACCACGUUUCAUUUAAUUAGUUUUUUUACCAACCAGCACAAGAUCAAGCAACUGUCAGCUGGAUCAUACACCUCAGCAGCAGUAACUGAGGAUGGGCAGCUCUUUGUGUGGGGUGAUAAUUCAGAAGGUCAGAUUGGCCUGGCCAGUGAAGCCUCUGUCAGUGUCCCCUGUAAAGUGGAUAUUGGAAAACCUGUUUCCUUUGUAUCCUGUGGAUAUUAUCAUUCUGCCUUGAUUACAGGAGAUGGUGAGCUCUAUACUUUUGGAGAACCUGUGAAUGGGAAACUGGGAUUAUUCCCUGAACAGCUGAAGAGCAGUAGAGUCCCACAGCCUGUACUGGGAAUUAUGGAAAAGGUUAAAAAGGUUGCUUGUGGUGGAGAACACACCGUGGUGCUGACAGAGAAAGCUGUUUAUACCUUUGGACUUGGACAAUAUGGGCAGCUGGGACAUGGCACUUUUGUGUUUGAAAGUUCAGUACCAAAGCCUGUGAAACACUUGAAGAGGCAUAAAAUACAUAACAUUGCAUGUGGGGAAAAUCACACUGCUGUGAUAGCAGAGAAUGGCCUCAUGUUUACUUUUGGAGAUGGACGACAUGGCAAGCUAGGAUUUGGAGAAGAGAGUUUUACAAAUCUGUUUGAUCCCACUCUGUGUUACAAUUUCUUGAAGUUCACAGUCCUUUUGGUUGCCUGUGGUGGUUGUCACAUGCUGGUUUUUGCUGCUCCAAGACCUAAAGGAUCUGAAGUACUCUUGGAAGAUUUAUAUGAGCCUCGUUUGAUUGCUACUAUCCCUCAAACAAGUGGGGACUUUGUACUAGCAAACACUUUGCAAUUAUCAGCAGCACGAAUGCGACGUCGAGAGAGGGAAAGGUCACCAGAGCAAUUUGUUCGAAUGGCACAAACUCUGCCUCCAAUGGGGGAAGGCUUUUUAAAAUCUUCGUUGCCUGUGACAAGCAACACCAGCCCCUUCUGGUUUUCUGCAACAAGUCAUCCUAAAGCUGAAUCUGGGAGGGAUGGAGACCAUGAAAAAGAAAAUAAUCAUCAAAAAGAUAAACCUGGUGAAGUCUCUUCAGAACAAGAUUCAGAUAAUGAAAAUAUUGACAGAAACCUUGGGGAUACAACUGACAUCCUAAAUAUGACACAUGCAAUGAAAUUGAAUCCUGGUGACUGGUCCUUAAAAUUGUCACCACUCCAAAAACUGAAGGAACAAAACUUGUCUGGAGAUGAAGAAAUAGAUGAUGAGGAGGAGGAGGAGGAAGAAGAAGAAACAGAAGAAGAAGAAGAAAAAGAAGAAGGAAAAGAAGAAACAGAAGGAGAUGAAUCAGGAAAAGAAACAGAGAAAGAAGAGCAAAAAGAGGAAAAAAAAGAAAAAGUAAAGGAUCGUAAAUCACCUGAGGGAGAGACAAGCAGUAGUAGUAGUAGCACUGUGGAAACUGGAGAGACCACAGAAGAGACUACUCAGGAGGAGACCAUCAUUCAGCAGGAGAAGGAAAGCACUGACAAUCACACUGUGAACAAUUCUUCAGAGGACACUGAUGACCAAAAGUCUGGAGGAACUGUGGGGAAAAAAAAGUUUUCCCUGUUUAAGCGAAAGCCACUGACAAGCCAGAAGAAUGUAUGUAGCAGAAAGGAAGACAGCUCUGAAAAGCCAUUGCAGAGUGAAGAAAAAGAAAAGGAAGAUUUAUCUGGUGAAGACAGUAAGGAUGAAAAUCAGAAUACACUGGAGAAUUCCAGUGAAACUGUGACUAAUCAGGACAGAAGGAUGAAAACAUGUAUAUUGCUGUAA